Melampsora larici-populina 98AG31 is the source of this 2484-nucleotide messenger RNA. RefSeq lists its product as uncharacterized. The record is from RefSeq and is a predicted model, not a curated record. The transcript is spliced from 6 exons. Gene Ontology annotation, cellular component: nucleus; cytosol. NCBI's taxonomy places the organism in Eukaryota, Fungi, Basidiomycota, Pucciniomycetes, Pucciniales, Melampsoraceae. Gene Ontology annotation, molecular function: cysteine-type deubiquitinase activity; cysteine-type endopeptidase activity. Bases 149 to 2302 code for a protein of 717 amino acids.
GUAGCACAAAACCUCAUCAACCAUCCUCAGCAUACAAAUCACUUUAAACCAUUUUCUCUUCUAACUUGACUUCCUCAUCUUGAAACUUGGAAACCAGAUCAGCUUUACCAAUCAAAACCUUUUAUUAUCUCUCGUCCCAAUAAUCUCAAUGGCUGCCGUUGCCUCAUUACCACCCUCUCACUUUCCUCGCACCCUCUCUCAACCGAGAGCUCUCCACUCAUCCAAUGUAGAUGAAAGAACCGACCUGGGCGAAGGUACUUCUUUCAAUCAAAAGUCACUCAAUGCGGUCACACUUCUUUCGAAUGGGUUUCCAUCUGCUUUACUACCAACAGAAGAAAUUCCAGGAGACGAUCAAAUCGACGUCAACUCAAAUCACACUUCAACCAGAGAGCAACUUCUUCAACCUCGAAAUUCAGCUCACGCAUCCUUGAAAUCUCGAGGACAGCUUUGGCGGGAUGCGUUGAAAACCCCAAUCGAGUUCACGGCUGGUCGAAGACUGACGACUGGAAAUGAAAUACCUUACGAGCCAAUCAACAGACCCAUUCUUCCUGGCCAAGGCAGAGGCGUGCUGAUAACCGCCAUUGGUCCUCCUACAUCUGAGGACGAUGAGGACGAGGGUCCCUCGGACACGCCGCCGUUGGCUAAAUCCCUCCCUUCGGCUUCGAGCCAACAUCCGGCAGCCAGCGCAUCUUCUGAUCCCUCCGCUUCCACCGCACCAGCUAAAUCAAGCAGUAAAUUGCGAGGCCAGUUGGGUUCUGUUUCCAAGGCGAGCCUGAGUGUUACCAAACCCAUUGCCACCAUCUGGCCUAAACUGCAACGUAUGGGACCUGGCUUUCGUAACGCUGGCAAUACCUGCUUCCUGAAUGCUACACUGCAAGCAUUGGUUUACACCCCUGCCCUGGCUGUUGGUCUCUUAGAUAGACAAGAGCAUACUCGUGAUUCAUGUCGAUUGUCGCAUAUUAAGAACUUUUGCGCUCUUUGUAGUAUGCGCAACCUUAUCAGCAUGUGCCUUGAACCGAACAAAACUGCGAGAGUCAUCGAACCAACACCCAUCACUAACUCUUUGACGAAAAUCGCACCACGCAUGAGAGGCGGUCGGCAAGAGGAUGCUCACGAGUUUCUAAGAUUGUUAAUCGAAGCUAUGCAGAAUGGAGCCCUCGGUGGCCAAGAAGCCCAAGCGAAACAAAAAGACAAGGAGGCAACUUUCAUCCACAGAAUGUUUGCUGGAAAGUUUCGAUCACGAGUCACUUGUCAGCACUGUGAAGGCACCAGCGAUACGUUCGAUACCUUUCUCGAUCUGAGUCUGGACAUCGGCGAAGCCAACAACGUUCCUAAUGCGUUGAGGAAGCUGCGUAAGCUCGAUCUUUUGAAAGGAGCGAAUCAAUACAAAUGCGAAAAAUGCAAACGACUGCGGGAUGCCAAAAAGGAACUGUCGGUCCAUGAGGCUCCUCCCAUUCUCACGCUGCAUAUCAAAAGGUUCAAUUUUAGGGGUAAAAAGAUCAACAAGCGGAUACAAUUCAGCGACUCGCUGGACCUGAACGCAGCUAUGGACAAAGAUGCACCUCACACUCGAUACAACUUGUACGCUGUCGUGUGUCAUCAGGGUCCCAGUAACACCAGUGGGCAUUAUUACUCCUACAUUAAGACGUCGGAUAGACAGUGGUACAGAGCGGACGACUGCUCGAUUGACCGCGUCGACCGUGGUCAGGUGUUUCGCAACGAUGAAGCGUAUAUAUUUUUCUACUCGCGUGACCCGGAGGAUUUCCUGGACGCUGCGAUCCAUCAGGAUCGCCGUUCGGCUACUGCCCACUCGGAAUCCAGUUUACGGAAACGGAAGAAUAGCCAGGCACCGCUCGAUUCCUCUCAGACAGCAUUGGACGGAAGCGAACAACAAUCGAAUGAAGGGACCAAUCAGUUGUCCAAGAGACCAAAGCUGAUUGAUCUGCCAAACUUCAAAAAGAACGCCCAACCCAAGAUAAUCGGGCCCAUGCUUCCUCCCGCUCGGUCGGAGCAACCGACGAACUCCAACCCCCAGGGAACGUUGGAGAACGCUUCACCCCAGCAUUCAAAUUCGAUGGCUGACAUCACCGCCUCCACCAUCGAACCGACUGAGGACCUCGGCGAGAUCGUCCCGCGCCCAAGCACAGGAUCAUCGGGUGGGGGUGCGAAGGGAAAUGGUCAGCAUCAACGUAACAAACCAAAACACCGAGUGCUGAUCAAUGGUAAUAACCAUCAUCGGCAAACCACCCAUCAUCGGCUCAACUCAGUGUCUAACUUGCAACCCAAGAUCAUACGAGGCUGAUUAAUUGAAAAUUGUUGUUCUUGCGACUCAUCGUUGUUACCCUUCAUGCUUGACUAAUUAGCUUUCUCCUUGGCUUCUUUGAGUGCUUCUAGAUUCUACAGCUUCGCCUUAUAUUUGUUCGUUUCCCUAAAAGACCAGCUCAUUUGACCAAAUAGUAAUGAAACGAUCCGCUUUAUAUUUCU